Polypterus senegalus (gray bichir) is the source of this 1274-nucleotide messenger RNA. Its product is annotated as epidermal differentiation-specific protein-like. Lineage: Eukaryota; Metazoa; Chordata; Cladistia; Polypteriformes; Polypteridae. The transcript has a single exon. Bases 87 to 1103 code for a protein of 338 amino acids. Gene Ontology annotation, biological process: lens development in camera-type eye; visual perception. Gene Ontology annotation, molecular function: structural constituent of eye lens. The record is from RefSeq and is a predicted model, not a curated record.
UGGUUCACAGAUGUCAGAGCACACCUGGCAGCAUUAGCUAUCCAGACAGCGCCGACUUCAAUAAAAGGAAAACAGAAAUUGUCAUCAUGAACAAAAUCAUCGUCUAUGAACACGGCGAUUUCAGAGGACUCAGCAAAGAGUUCACCAGAGAUGUUCCUAAUCUGGUCAGCGAAAACUUCAACGACUGCAUUUCAUCCGUGAAGGUAAUUGGCAUGCCUUGGGUAGCUUAUGAGCAUAGUGACUACCAAGGUCGUCAGAUACUAUAUGAGGAAGGCCAGUAUCCCAGUGUUGCUAUGAACGAUACUUUUUCUUCAUUGAAAAUCAUCACGGAUAGCCUCGAUGAUCCUUUCAUCUCCCUUUACGAAGAUAUUAAUUAUGGAGGAAGAAAGAAAGACAUCACUACUGAAACGAACCUCUGCUUUGCUGACUUCAAUGACAAAGCUUCUUCCCAUAUUGUGCAGAGAGGCGCCUGGGUCCUGUAUGAGGACAUAAACCGUGGAGGUCGUCAGAUUAUCGCUCGUGCUGGGGAAAGAGUGCCAAACUACGGUAGUUUCGGCUUCAAUGAUCGGCUCUCCUCUCUUCGUCCGCUGCAGUACGGCUCUCCUACAGUGAAAGCCAAGAUUCAGUGGGAGAAAAUGAUCAAGGAAUCAGAGAGGAAUGUGAAGAUUGAUGAGCUGGUUGGAACAAACAACUCAGACAGUGAGCAGUCAUUUUCAUCAACCGCCACUAAAGAAUAUGAAACCUUCACCAGUGAGAGCAUCACCUUCAGCAACUCCACCACGAUUACAGUAGGAACUAGUUUCUCCCUUAAUAUCGUGCCCGGUGUAGGAAUAGAGAGCAGCAUGUCAGUUUCUAACACCUUCAAUGUGGAAAAAGGAAAAACCGAGUCUAAAACUACAAGGGAGAAGACCGAACUCAACCUACCUGUGAAAAUCCCACCACACACAAAACUGACUGUUAAUGUCAUGAGAAAAGAAAUGUCUGUGAGGGUGCCGGUAGAGUUUACUGUCACUCGAGGUAAUAACACUAAAAUAGAGUACGGGGAGUACCGGUGCAGCUCAGGGAGCUCAGUGCAUGCUGAAUAUUCAUCUGUACGUAUAUAGUGAAAUGGAGAAAGUAACUAAGAGAUGAAAUAAGGAGAACAGAAUAUUAUGCAUGUAUUAAAUCCAUAAAGCUCUAUUAAAAUGUCAAUGUAAUGAGCACUCUUUCUAUGUGACUCCUGUUAAUGAGAAAACUUAAAACAUAUACAGAAUAAAAUCUGAAGUUAAGGUUUU